This is a messenger RNA of Antechinus flavipes (yellow-footed antechinus), 4623 nucleotides long. Its product is annotated as alpha-2-macroglobulin-like. The transcript is spliced from 36 exons. Gene Ontology annotation, cellular component: extracellular region. Gene Ontology annotation, molecular function: endopeptidase inhibitor activity. NCBI's taxonomy places the organism in Eukaryota, Metazoa, Chordata, Mammalia, Dasyuromorphia, Dasyuridae. The coding region runs from base 45 to 4487 and encodes 1480 amino acids. The record is from RefSeq and is a predicted model, not a curated record.
GCAACGAGUCUGUCUGGCCUUCCUGUCUUACCCUUACUAACACCAUGGGGAGAGACUGGUUGCCUCACCUAGGUCUUCUCCUGUUACUCUUCACCUUGGUCACCGGAAUCAAUGGAGAACCUCAAUACAUGGUGUUGGUCCCCUCUCUGCUGCAUACUGAGAUCACUGAGAAAGCGUGUCUGUUUAUGAACCACUUGAAUGAGACAGUGACUGUAAGUGCUAUCUUGGAGUUUAACAGACACAAUGGAAGUACCGUAUUCAGUCAUCAGGUGAAUGAGAAAGAAACAUUCCUCUGCCUGCCCUUCACAAUCCCAAAAUUAUCAGCACGCUCGGAGAUGGCAUUCUUCACUGUGCAGGUGAAGGGUCCAACACACACGUUUAGUAGACGGAAAACAGUACUGGUGAACAACCCGGAGAGUCUGGUCUUUCUGCAAACAGACAAACCUAUCUACAAGCCAGGACAAAUAGUUCAGUUUCGUAUUGUCUCUGUGAAUGGAAAUUUUCGCCCCUUGAAUGAGAAGUUUCCAUUGGUGUACAUUGAGGACCCCAAAAGGAAUCGUAUCCUGCAGUGGCAGAAUCUCGUAUUAGAGGGAGGUCUCAAACAACUCUCCUUCAGCCUUUCAUCAGAACCUGCCCGUGGAUCCUACAAAGUGGUGGUACAGAAGGAAACAGGAAGAAAUAAAGAACACUCCUUUAAGGUGGAAGAAUUUGUAUUGCCCAAGUUUGGGGUAUAUGUCAAGGUGCCAGAUAAAAUCACAAUCUUGGAUGAAGAAUUUACAGUGUCAGUCUGUGGGCGAUACACUUAUGGGGAGCCUGUUUCAGGUCUGGCGAGUGUUAGCGUGUGCAGAAAGUACUCACAGCAUUCUGAUUGCUAUGGUAAAGAUUCAGAGAGUAUCUGUGAAGAAUUCAGCAAACAGCUGGAUGGUUUAGGUUGUGUUUCUCAAAAUAUAAAAACCAAGAUUUUCCAAAUGAAAAAAAGUGAGUUUUUGAUGAAUCUUGAUGUGACGGCCAAGAUCACAGAGGAAGGGACAGAAGUGGAAUUGACCGGAACUGGAUCCUGUGAGAUCACAGAUGUUAUAAGCAAAGUUACAUUUGUGAAUGUGGAUUCACACUACAGACAUGGACUCCCUUUCUUUGGGCAGGUGCGCUUAGUGAAUGGGAAGGAUGAGCCCAUCCCAAAUGAGCAUAUCUAUAUCUCUGUGAUGGCAUCUAACCAAGACUUUACCAAAAACUAUACCACUGAUGCACAAGGCCUUGUACAAUUCUCAUUCGACACCGAUAACUUCACUUCUCCCUCCAUCAGUCUCACAGCCAGAUACAAAGAUGGGAUGCAGUGCUAUGGAUACAUGUGGAGAAUGACCCACCAUCAGACAGCAUACCAUACUAUAAAGCAUGUGUUCUCCUCAAGUAAGAGCUAUGUCUACAUUGAACCUGUAUUUGGCACCUUGGCUUGUGACCAAAGCCAGGAGAUCCAGAUACACUACAUCCUGAAUGAACAGGCCCUAAAAGAACUGCAGGAGCUGACCUUCUAUUUUCUGAUCAUGGCCAAGGGACUUAUCAUUGGAACAAGGUCCCACACAUUACCUGUGAAUCCAGGACACAUGAAAGGGAUAUUUUCCUUUUAUCUCCCUGUGGAAUCGACCUCUGCUCCCAUUACUCGGCUUCUCCUCUAUACUGUUUUACCAAAUGGGGAAGUUGUUGCAGAUUCUAAGAAGUUUAACAUUGAAAACUGUUUUGCCAACAAGGUGAAUUUAAGCUUUUCAUCAGCAAAAAGCCUUCCAUCCUUGGACACCCAUCUGAAGGUGACAGCCUCUCCUCAAUCCCUCUGUGCCCUCCGUGCAGUGGAUGAGAGUGUCCUUCUCCUGCAAUCUGAAGAGGAACUUACUCCUGGGUCGCUGUAUGAGCAACUAUCUGUGAAGGAUCUUACUGGAUUCCCUGAGGGUCUGAUGGUGCAAAAUGAAGAUAUUGAAGAAUGUAUCUCUUUCAAGAAUAUUUUUAUUAAUGGAAUUACUUACUCCCCUGUGUCAAAUAGUGAAGAAGAUGAUACUUAUAACUUCCUCAAAGAAAUGGGCUUGAUGGUAUUUACUAAUACACAGGUCCAGAAGCCUUAUUUAUGCCCCUCAUUUCCUGUACCACAAAGUUUGCAAUCUUCAUACUCAGCAGGUGGUGCUAUGGGUAUGGCAAGAUUAAGCUCUGCACCCAGAUUUCAUGCAGAGUCUCUACUUAUGGAAGAAACUGUAAUCCAAACUGAGACUGUGAGAACGUUUUUCCCUGAGACCUGGAUCUGGGACUUGAUAGUAACAAGCUCUGAAGGGGAGGCUGAAGUGGCGUUGAAAGUUCCUGACACCAUCACUAAGUGGAAGGCUGACGCAUUUUGCCUUUCAGAAAACACGGGACUUGGUCUCUCCCCCCCAGCCUCUCUCAUAACCUUCAAGCCUUUCUUUCUUUCUUACACCCUACCUUAUUCUGUCGUGAGGGGAGAGGCCUUCAACUUCAAGGCCACAGUCUUCAACUAUAUGGCUCACUGCAUCCGGGUUAAAGUACUACUGAAAGACUCUGCCAAGUUCUUGGCUGUUCCCAAGGAAAAAGCUGAUGUAUCUCACUGUAUCUGUGGAAAUCAACAUCAAACAUUUUCAUGGGUUGUGACUCCCAAAUCAUUAGGAAAGAUCACUUUCACUACAAGUGCAGAGGCAGUGGAAUCUCAAGAACUGUGUCAUAAUGAGGAGGUUAAGGUUCCUGAGGCUGGAAGGAAAGAUACAGUCGUCAAAGAUUUGUUAGUCGAGCCUGAAGGGAUCGAAAAGGAGGAGGCUUUCAACUCCAUGCUUUGUCCAAAAAAUGCUGAGCUGUCUGAACAAAUAUCCCUGAAACUCCCACCAAAUGUUGUGGAAGGAUCAGCCAGAGCCUAUUUCUCAGUUCUGGGUGACAUCCUUGGAUCUGCCGUGAGAGACACACAAAAUCUCCUCAAGAUGCCCUAUGGCUGUGGAGAGCAGAAUAUGGCCCGGUUUGCUCCCAAUAUUUAUGUCCUGAAUUAUCUGAAUGAAACCAACCAGCUAACCCCAGAGAUCAAGUCUAAGGCAAUUGGAUUCCUCCAAACUGGUUACCAGAGGCAGCUAAACUUUAAGCACGCAGAUGGCUCCUACAGCACCUUUCGCCGUAGUGAGGGUAAUACCUGGCUGACUGCUUUUGUGAUCAAGUCCUUUGCACAGUCUCGGCCAUACAUCUACAUAGACGAAGCUCAUAUCACCCAAGCCCUCUUUUGGCUGUCGCAGAAACAGAAAGACAAUGGCUGUUUCCAGAGCUCCGGUUCACUGCUGAACAAUGCUCUUAAGGGUGGAGUAGAAAAUGAACUGACACUAUCUGCCUACAUCACCAUUGCUCUGCUGGAGAUACCUCUUUCUGUCAGUCACCCAGUUGUCCGGAAUGCCCUUUACUGCCUGGAAUCAGCCUGGAAGGUGCAACAAAAUGGAGGCCCUGGGAGCGAUGUCUAUACCAAAGCUUUGAUGGCUUAUGCCUUUGCCCUCGCAGGAAAUCAAGAAAGAAGAAAAGAGGUGUUAUCAGAAUUGGACAAAGAAGCUGUGAAGAAAGACAAUUCGGUUCACUGGCAGCGCCCAUCAAGACCCCAGGUGCCAAAGGGACCCUACUCCUUUCACGUCCUGGCUCCUUCUGCUGAAGUGGAGAUGACUUCUUACGUGCUUCUUGCAUACCUCACUGCCUUUCCCACCCCAUCAGCUGAAGACCUCUCUAUGGCUGCUGAAAUUGUGAAUUGGAUCUCCAAGCAGCAGAAUCCUCAUGGGGGAUUCUCUUCUACUCAGGACACAGUGAUUGCACUCCAAGCCCUGUCCCGAUAUGGAACGGUCACUUACAGUAAACUUGGGACACCUGCUGUGGUGACUAUCAAAUCUUCUGAAGACUUUUCUAAAAACUUUCAAGUAGACUCUGCCAACCGCUUACUGCUACAGCAAGUCUCAUUACCAGCGGUCCCUGGAGUGUACAAUGCAGGAGUGAAAGGGGAAGGAUGUGUGUACCUUAAGACAUCUCUGAAAUACAAUGUCCAGAUACAGAAAAUGGAAUCUCCAUUUCACCUAUUAGUGCAGACCAUUCCUUCAACCUGUGAUUCUGCAAAAGCCCAUAAAACCUUCCAGAUCUCAUUUAAUGCCAGUUACGAAGGAAGUCGUCCUGCCUCCAAUAUGGUGAUUAUUGAUGUGAAGAUGGUAUCAGGUUUCAUCCCUUCAAAACCAACCGUGAGGGCGCUUGUAAAAUCUGGUAUCCUGAGUAAAACCGAAGUGAGCAGCAACCAUGUCUUGCUUUAUGUGGAAAAGAUGACCAAUCAGACAUUGUCCUUUUCCUUCACUGUGACCCAAGAUAUUCCAGUAAAAGACCUAAAGCCAGCUGUGGUGAAAAUCUAUGAUUACUAUGAAACAGAUGAAUAUGGUGUUGCUGAGUACCGUGCUCCCUGCAGCACAGAUGAAAAUGAAGAAAAUGCUUAAGAUCCACAUCCAAGCACAAGACUUAGAAGUUUGGUUUCCAGCCUCUCCUAACCCAGAUAAUAUUGUUUUUUUCAGCAAAGACAAAACCAAAAAAAAACCAAAAUCUUGUUGAAUAAAUGUGUGUAUAGAGUCAGUA